This is a messenger RNA of Nerophis lumbriciformis (worm pipefish), 2256 nucleotides long. Lineage: Eukaryota; Metazoa; Chordata; Actinopteri; Syngnathiformes; Syngnathidae. The record is from RefSeq and is a predicted model, not a curated record.
AUGAAGGCUAAGGCUUUGUCAGUAAAGGAGUGUGGCUGGUUGUCAGAGGAUUGCCAUCUAGUGGAGGAGCUGCCCAAAGACUCACCCAGAGAAAACAUAUGCCUGCCUAAUAUCUUCAGGUCCACGAAAAUCAAGACUUUCAGCCGGACUCAAACAACAGGGCCAUCUUAUCAUGUGUACUACACAGCACGAGAGCUCCUUCUGGAGGUGAUGGACAGAGGAGCCAUGCGGGAACUGGUGAAGAGAGGUUCCGCGUCGAGGUGUGGACCUUAUUCGUCUUCGCACGCUCAAAGAAAGGAGCAAGGCAGCAAUUUGUCUGAGAAGGAUUACAGCGAGUUGUUAACUUGCUUCUCCAUGGUUCUGCGGGAUGGAAUCUCCGUUGGCGAUUGUGAGUUGAGCCUUCAGUUAGAAGGUUGGAAGGGGGUCCUGAAGAGAAACUGUUUCCAAAGCUGCCUCCUGCACCUGAGCCGACUGGAGGACGAAGACAAGCUGGAAGCCUUGUCCGCCUUCUGCGGCCACGUAACUAAGCGCUAUCAGGGAUUAUAUACACCCAGCGAGAACUUGGCUGUGAAGAAAUUCAAACUUUGGUACCAACAGACUCCCUGCUCGCUUCAUCUCGCGAUCCUCUACGAUGCGAGUUCAGGGUUCAUCUGCAACAUGCACUUGUAUGUCCCGGAGCAGCUACAGAGACGCAGUAGGAAACCAGUUGUCGUGCAGGUGGUGGAGCAUCUGACCAGACCUUUCUGCAGCCACCAUCACCUGGUGCGGUUGAACACCUGUGUCUGGAUGGAGGACAAGCUUAUGAACAUCUUCUCAGGCUCAGGACUCAAGACUCAAACUGUGACACCAGAGUCUUUGUCUGUAGGUACCAAGUCCAACUUCUUCUCGCUAUCCCUCCUCUCUGCUCAUCUCCAAGGAUGGACCGGACCAGCUCUUCUAUUUCCGACAUCAGACACGUGUGGAACGAGGGCGGACGUGCUCCUUCCCGGCCUCUGGGUGACACUGCACGCCAUCUACAUCAACACGUUUGUGCUCCACACGUUGCAGAGUUCAGGCAGGCAGGUCCAUCUCACCCAAUUCACCAGAACUCUGGCCUCUCAGCUAGCUCUAGACAACAGCGCUGGAGUGCCGGUCCUGCCUCAGCUUAACAGCAGGUCCUACCAUGAGAUGCCAAUUCUGACAAGUAUCCCGAAACUAAGCAGUGGUCACAUGCUGGAAAAGCGGCUCCUGGGGUGGGAACGACCAGGUGUGUGCGGUUUAGACAAUUCUGGAAACUUCUGCUACUUGAACGCAGUGUUGCAGUGCGUUUGCUCAACCGUGCCACUGGUGGAGCAUCUCCUUCAUCACGACACUCGCAAAGAGUUGGCACGAGCCAAAUGUGAUGUGGCACAAGUGUUCGUACGCCUUCUGGAGCAGAUGUGGCUAGGAAGGAGCUCAAGUUGUGCUCCCGUGGAAGCCAGGUCUGUGUUAUGUUCCGCCCUGUCACAGUUUAACAACCAAUCGCAGCAGGAUGCUCAGGAACUUCUGCUCUAUCUCUUCAAUGCACUCCACGAAGACUUAAAAAAGGUUGGAAGGCGCGAGACAUUCUCAACCAAGUGGCAACUGAGACGAGAGCAACACCAGAAUUGUUUCUCUGAACUAGGAGAGUCUACCAUUGUUUCCAAGCUGUUUGAAGGCCAACUUAGCUACAUGACCGUCUGCAUGCAGUGUCAUCAUAAGACCCACAGCAUGCAGACCUUCACUGUGCUGUCCUUGCCCAUCCCAACACAUAUCAGCAAGUGCUCCAUUCAGGACUGCUUGUCUCUGUUCUUUGAGCAGACUCUUCUGACAGAGGGAGAAACAAUGUGCUCAGCCUGCGAACUGAGGAAAGAAACUGCUCUCCUCACUUGUCUGGAGAAAGCCCCCGAAAUUCUUGUGCUGCACCUGAAACGGUUCCGUUGUAAAGGAAAGAACCAGGUGAAACUAAGGACUAAUGUGUUCUUCUCCAAUGAACUCGAUCUCAGCUUGUUUCUAUCCAUCACUGCACGAAACACUUCUUGUUCUUCCUACCGUCUCUAUGCGGUCGUGAACCACAUAGGUCACCUCAACAUGGGUCACUACACAGCGCUGUGCCACAACGCUCUGACUCAAAAAUGGCAUUGCUUCGAUGACUCCGUGGUCCGAGAGCUACAAGACAGUCACGUGCAAUCUCCAGACGCCUACGUCCUACUUUACAGUCGCAAGCCAUUCCGAAAUCCAAAGAUUGUCGGCCUUUAG